AUGCGCCCCGACACAAUCGUCGCAACUACUGGUCAAUACCAGUCUCUCCGCGAUAUCGAGGCGGUUCCAGGAUACCACCGUAUUGUCUUGCAGAGCACCGGCCGCACUAUCCACGCAAUCCACCCGAUCAAUACCAAAUACUUGAGGAUGCUUGCCGACCCAGAGCUAUUGGACUUGCUGUAUGCAUUAGUCGACCGACUACAGAACGAAGCUCUACCGGUUGAUAGUACCGCUAUAGCCAUGGAGCCGACAUUGGAGUUGGCCGACCAGUACCGUCGGCUUCGCUUCCUAAUGAAUGACAGCAUGGACGUCGACGGAGGGAAUGCUAGCGCAAACGGUGCUCAUAUCGCCGAGGAAGCUCUUCCGUCAUCCGGCGGUGCUAGAUCCCGACAACAUGCUCGAGAUCCACGGCAGUCAUUGUCGUACGUCCUCAACACUGAACAGUAUCAGCCUGUACGACCACGACGAGAUGUUGUUGGUUCAUCAGCCCGCAACGAGUCAGCUCCGCCUUCCAAUCUCGUUUGUGAUCUGGCCCCUCGCAUUUUCGAUUCGAUCGCUGAUGGUGAAGACGCUUCCGAUUCCUCCGAUAAGUCCGUUUCGGCGGCCGACUUUGACAUUCUCUAUGAUAGUGUUCAUUUCCAGCUUGCGGAUCUGGAGCGUGAUUUGCGGCGGAACUCUCCCGGUUCCCAUACUUUCACCGAGAUAUUGAACAUCGUCGCACUGGGCACAAUUUCCUCGGCCCGUCGUGCGAACGAGGAGUCUCGUCGUUUGGCAACCGCCGCCCGCCAUGCAGCUACCGAUGCUCAGCGCUUGGUUGAUGAUGCUCGGCAAGUUGUCAUGAUCGCUCGACGCCCGGCCGCUGGAGCUGGAUUACUUCGAAAGAAUGCCGCUGGGCCUACUAAUGAGGGUAUCGCGGCAGCGUCACUAUCGCAAACUCGAGAGCGUAACACUGUCCACAUGCCCGCUCGGUUUGUCGACUCCAGGGUUCGUCCUACCUUCGAAGAUGACGAAGAAGCUGAGAGCGAUGCCGAGGAUCUCGCCGCGCUUUUCUGCGACUCUUCUGGUACACCGGUUGGACGUGCUCCCUUCCCUGAGCUCUCUUUUCCAACCUCCGAGCUUAGGCGCCUCAGGCCGAAUGACUCCGACUAUCCCUCCGCCCGAGGUCCUCGCCUUAGCGAUGGCUUCCAUUCGGAUCGACCUGGCGGCCAUGGUCUUCCGUCCUCUCGACCUCUGCGGGCUGCAUUCACCCGCCAGACCCCGGCUCCCAAUGCGCGUGACACUCCACCCCAAGUCCGUGGACGUACACAACCCAUCGAUAUGUCCGAGCGUCGUCGCCCAUCGGGAACUCUGGGUACCUUUAAUGCGUUACCCGUCCGGGGCAAUAACAUCUCCAGCUUUGCGUGGCAUCCUACACAUCCGGAGACAUCUCCCUACACCCGUCGCUACUGA
Messenger RNA from Trematosphaeria pertusa, 1449 nucleotides. RefSeq lists its product as uncharacterized. The record is from RefSeq and is a predicted model, not a curated record. Lineage: Eukaryota; Fungi; Ascomycota; Dothideomycetes; Pleosporales; Trematosphaeriaceae. Bases 1 to 1449 code for a protein of 482 amino acids. The transcript has a single exon.